Messenger RNA from Pogona vitticeps (central bearded dragon), 4779 nucleotides. RefSeq names its product zinc finger protein 592 (gene ZNF592). The record is from RefSeq and is a predicted model, not a curated record. NCBI's taxonomy places the organism in Eukaryota, Metazoa, Chordata, Lepidosauria, Squamata, Agamidae.
CCUUCAUGCAAUCCAUUACUGGCACAGGAAGGUGAUCUAAUCUGAAGACUGUUUCCCUGAGAAGCACAAUCUCUCAGCCUGACCUACCCCAGAGGGCUGUUGUGAGGAGACGCUGCACGCUCAGCCUUGAUCUAAGUGAAAGAAAGUUUUCAUCAUGGGGGACAUGAAAACUCCGGAUUUUGAUGACUUGCUGGCUGCUUUUGACAUUCCUGACCCGACCAGCCUGGAUGCCAAGGAAGCCAUUCAGAACACUGGCGAAGAGAAUGAAAACCAUCUCAAGCAGUCCGGAAUUUGCAUUGAUGAAAACGCAUCCUUGUCCCACACAGCACCAGCUUCUGAUGUUCCAGUUGUGAGCGUCAUUGUGAAAAACACUUGUCGUCAAGAGUCAUUUGAGGCUGAGAAGGAAGGCAACCACCUAGGACCAGGCCUGUUGCACAAUGGCUUCCGUGGUUCCGAUCUACCCCUUGAGAGUCAUAAUUAUGGGAAAUUUGAUUCUGCUUUCAUCAAUGGUGAUGGCUUGAGGAGUUAUCCAGAAAAGCUGGAACAGUCAAAGUCAGAACCGCUACCAACAUUCAGUCAGUUCAGUCCUAUCUCCAGCCCUGAGCCAGAGGAUGCACUUAAAGAGAACAAUAACAGUAUUGUAGAUAAACCCAAACAUACCCAAACUCCUUAUUUCCCACCCCACCCAAUGUAUAUUCCAUCCGGGUCAUCGGUGUUAGAUCUGCUGAGUAGGACCUUACCAGAAUCAGAGUUCAGUCGAUUUAUGUCCACUGGACCAUCGCUGCUAGAUCUCCUUAGUAAGAAGCUACCGGAACCAGAGUUAAGUAUGUUUGAUCAGUACUGCAAAAGGGACCCAAAGAUAGAUGUGCACGGGCUGCAGGAAAAUAGGGCAGACGCAAGCAGGAGAGAACGGGACAAGAGCCCCGAGAAGCGUGAAACAUCUAGCAAAGAUCUUGUGGAUACAAACAGCUUCCCUGGGGAAGGUUUGCCAUCGGGCAACCUCCAUAGCAAUAACGUGGGAGAAAGCAAAGGGGCUGUGCCUGAGAUGAGCUUCUCUUCAUCGUCAGUCCCACCUCGGCAGCGUAUCAAACCGGCUCACUCCAAACUGUCGUCCUGUGUUGCUGCGCUCGUAGCUCUUCAGGCCAAAAAGGUUGCAGGUAUCUCGAAGGAGGAUCAGGCAAACGUGGCUAAAGAGCCUUCUGGCUCCUUUAAGGACAGCGUCAAGGGGAGCCCCAAAAUGCCCAAGUCACCAAAGAGCCCCAAAAGUCCCCUUGAGAUGGUGAGGAAGGUCAGCAAGCAGCCUGAGUCUCCUCGCAGUGUGUGUAGUGACACCAGUAGCAAAGGUUCUCCUUCGGUGGCAACCGGAUCUCCCCCGGCCAUCCCCAAAGUCAGGAUCAAGACCAUCAAAACCUCUUCUGGUGAGAUCAAGAGAAUGGUCACGCGGAUCCUGCCAGAAGCCGACGAUUUUGGCAAAUCGCCUGAGGAAUCUCCUGCGGAGAACUCGGCGACGGAAGAGCUGCUUAAAUCCUCCCCUUCACCAGAACCAGGCACUUCCAUGGAAACGGAGCCAUGCAAGGGUUUUGCUAAAGCUGCUACUCCAGAGGUGAACCUCGCCAGCCCCCAAGCCGACGGCAUGAUGGUAGACGUGCCUGUUAAUAGCAACCCUGGUGCAUCUUUGCAGCCCAACAGCGGCAGUGGGGCAGUAAAAGUAGCCGUUGCGGGACAGCAGUUAAAUAAGAAGCAGCAACAGCAGCCAGGUCUGGCGGCCCAGGCCUCCAACCCGGCCAGCCUCCUUCCGAAAGCUGUGCACCUGGCCAAUCUUAACUUGGUGCCCCACAGUGUUGCCGCUUCUGUGGCCGCAAAAUCAUCCGUGCAGCGGCGUGGCCAGUCCCAGCUUCCGCAGAUGUCGGUGCCUCUUGUACACCAGGUCAAGAAAGCCGCUCCUCUUGUGGUGGAAGCAUUUAACAAAGUGUUGCAUGGUGCCAACCCUGUGCCAAUUUAUACUCCAAACCUCAGCCCUCCUCUUGACAGCAGUAUUCAUGUCCCUGCCUCUGGGUAUUGUUGCCUGGAAUGUGGCGACUCGUUUGCCUUAGAAAAAAGCCUCACUCAACAUUACAGCAGGCGGAGCGUCCACAUUGAAGUCAUGUGUACUCAGUGUUCGGCCACGUUGCUUUUCUUCAACAAGUGUAGCUUGCUCAAGCAUGCAAGGGAUCACAAGAGCAAAGGCCUCAUCAUGCAGUGUUCUCAGCUGUUCAUGAAACCCAUUUCCUUAGACCAAAUGUUUUCGCCUUCCCCAACAAGCUCGUCGCCGUCAAUGUCUUCAACCUCUCAGAACAUACGUGUGUCCUCGCUUUCGCAUAAGACUUGCACUACCCCCGGAAGCGGGACUGGCAGUUCAGCAAACGCUCAGCCAGCUCUGCCCCUGUACAAGGACCCAUUGAGGCUAAUUCGCCAUGGAUUAAAGUGUUUUGAAUGUAAUAAGCAGGCACUGGACUAUGUUGCCCUAGCAGCACAUUAUCAGAGAACCUCAGAAGAUAAUGAUGGGCUGACCUGUCAAGUGUGCCAGAUGCUGCUGCCGAACAAGUGCAGUUACUGUGCUCAUCAAAGAAUUCACGCUCACCGAUCCCCCUAUUGCUGCCCGGAGUGCGGCGCCAUUUGCCAGUCGGCCUAUUUCCAAACCCACGUCAAAGAGAAUUGUCUGCAUUACUCCCGCAAAGUUGGCUACAGGUGCACUCACUGUGGGGUUGUCUUCAUGUCACAAGCGAUGCUGAAAGUGCACAUUCAUGAGAAACACUGUGAAGUCUUCCACAAGUGUUCAUUCUGUCCGAUGGCCUUCAAGUCUGCAGACAGCACCACUGCUCAUAUCACUAGUCAGCAUCCUGCAGAACCUCACAAGACAUCUCAGGUGAUCUACAAAUGUUCUUGUGAGACGGUCUUUAAUAAGAAGAGGCUUCUUCAGGAGCACUUCCAGCAAAAUGCCAAAAGGCUGAUGGUGGGAGUAUUCAAGUGUCCGCAUUGUCAGCUAGUGUAUAUGCAGAAGCUUCAGUUAAUGCAGCAUGUGAAGAGUGUCCACGGAGUCCCGGAAAAUCCUGAGAAUCUCACUAGCAUCCGACAGAAGGCAGAGUCGGCAACAAGCAGUAACCUGCCAGCAUCAAAGGAGCCCUCGGUCAUCAAUGGUACUUCCCAGACUUCUUUGCCUGCAAAAGAGACAAACCCAGAAUCAAAGCCCAAACCAAAACAUUGUAGUUGGACCUGUCGGGAGUGUUCACAGUGGAUCCCUGACCGAGAAACCUAUGUGUCUCAUAUGAAGAAAAGCCAUGGAAAGAAUGUGAAGCGAUAUCCCUGUCGGCAGUGUGAGCGAUCGUUCAGCGCCACCAAUAAUCUCCGGAAACACAUUCGCAAUAAUCACGACACAACGAAGAAAGUUUACACUUGCUGGUACUGCACAGAUGAAGUUCAGACAUUUCCUCAGCUGUCUAUGCUGGAGAGCCACAUCAGCCUCAUGCAUGGUAUCAAAAACCCAGAUCUUUCCCAGAUAUCCAAAACCAAAGCUCCAGCAGAAGACCUAUCAAAGGCAAAAUCUCCAAAGAGGGUAACUGCAGAAGGUUUGGACCAGACAGAAACAACAACAACAACAUCAGAAUCUGAAGAUCCACCAGCAAAAAAACUGAAGGCGGCACAUUGGAAAUGUGCAAAGUGCGGCUUUGCGACAGCCAGCGAGACUGAAUUCCUGGCACACAUACCUCGACACAAGACGGACAGUUCCACUUACCAGUGCCUGCUGUGUGGUUUAUGUUACACAUCUCACAUCUCUCUCAAUCGGCAUCUCUUUAUUGUACAUAAAAUAAAAGAUCCAGAGGAGGGGGAGGAGGAAGAGGAGGAACCCGAAGAAGAGGAGGAAAAAGAGGGAGCGGAAAUGGAGACGAACGAGAAAAGACUGGCAGAGCCUAACACCAAGACGAACAUUACGGAUGGAGAAGACAGUAGUGCAAAGAGCAAAGACUCUGAGAGUAAUCUCCUGUCCUGUAACGCAGAGAAACUCAGUUCUCAGGCCAAACAUGCAAAGUCUCCGAAUAUUUAAGAUUUGUCUCUCCUAAGCUGUCGGUUGGAGGGGCCGGGGCAGUCUUAAACAUGCUGUUGAUUUCGUGGAAUGGGGUGCUGCAUUCCACACGCUUCAGCUGGUAAGGGAAAUCCCAAACAAGCAAACUAACCUGUAGCACUGAAUAUGUCACAGAUGUGAGAGGGGGAAAAAGAGAUUGUGUGGUGAAGACGUCCAGUUAAACCAUGUCUGAACCUCCAGGGUAAGAAACACUUUUUGGCAUCCCCCCCUUCUUUUACUUUUCUUCCCCCAAACAACAGGAGCCCUUGUGUAUCACUCAAGACCCCAGCCAGCCCUUUAACCUCAUAUUCCCCCCUUUGCAUAAAGAGUAUUGCUGCUGGCUUUUGUUUUCUCGAUUCUCAAGAUUCUUCGUCCGAGUCUAGCAAGUAUUCAGUAGGAUUCCCAUAUCCGCUGAGGAUUGGUUCCAAGUUUCCCUUUGGAUACAGAAAACCAUAAAUAAUAGUGAACACUCUAUAUAUUUUCCCCUUUGCCUUGCUCUAUAUAGAGAGAGAGCAAGGUAAAGGGUGAAAAAGAACAGAAAAAAUAUUUUCACAUGCAUUAUCAGAACUGGCCACUAGAGUGCACCAGACACCAUGCUAUGCAUUUUUCCCUAGCAAGCAUUCAUAGCAUGGUCUCUUCAACCCCCUAGUGGCCAGUUCUGUUAAUAGAUAUUUUUCUGG